This is a messenger RNA of Dovyalis caffra, 168 nucleotides long. The record is from the annotation of a GenBank genome assembly. NCBI's taxonomy places the organism in Eukaryota, Viridiplantae, Streptophyta, Magnoliopsida, Malpighiales, Salicaceae.
AUGAAGCUUGCAUCCCCUUCGUUCAACUUCAACUCUGGCAGACUUCCGGUGGUUUGCAGCAAAGUGUACGAAGCCAACGAGCAGUGGUGGAUCAAGUACCAAAGUCCAGGAUGGAUCGCAAAUUGGCAGACAUCAAAGAAUAAAAACCGUCUUCUGGCUUUGGACUAG